This is a messenger RNA of Brassica oleracea var. oleracea, 552 nucleotides long. Its product is annotated as proline-rich receptor-like protein kinase PERK2. The coding region runs from base 1 to 552 and encodes 183 amino acids. The transcript has a single exon. Lineage: Eukaryota; Viridiplantae; Streptophyta; Magnoliopsida; Brassicales; Brassicaceae. The record is from RefSeq and is a predicted model, not a curated record.
AUGAAUCCGGCGAGCCUCACCACUGGUGAAGAUCCCCCUCCCCUGCCCCUCCCUCCUGACCCUCCUGACCCAACCUCAUCUCUUUCCCCUGUCCAAUUUCCUCCAUUAGGUACCAAACCCCCAACACUUCCUCUUCCUCCAAAAGCCUUAUCCUCCCCCAAAACUGGGAAUCCUGCUCCAACUACUGAAACCUUGUUGUCUCAGUCAAUCUUGACUCGGCCUUUAGAAAUUUUGUCUAAGUCUGUAACUUCUACUACUCCUUCACCUACUGUUGGAGUUGAAAACACUGGUCCAAAUUUGGAACCAAUGGCUACUGUUACAAGUGAAUCUCUUGUCCCUUCUCCACUAGAAAUUGAAACCUUGACUGAUAAAACACUAAACUCUCAAAACCCUAAUCCUAAAUUCACGGUUCUUCCUCCACAGAACUCCUCCCCUCUUAACACAAAUAAAGCCUCCACAACUAACCCCAAACCCGUGUCUACUCUUGUAGAUGUGGAGAUGGCUUCCCCAACCCCCCAGUACCAACCUCUACUUCAAACCUCUCUCCAGUAA